AUGGCGGUGAAGAAGAGCAACAGAACAGAAGGAGCUACGAGUGCGCUUUGUUUCAAACAGAAAUAUAGAAUGGUCGUAAAAGAAGACAAGAAGGCAGUAUUAACUUGGUCUCUCAACUCCAUACUCUCUCUCUCUCUCUCUCUCUCAAUGGAAAGCUUGGUGGAAGUCUCAGACCAAGAGGUGCGCAUAGACUUCGCUCUCAACUGCAAAUGCCGCGCUAACGUGCGCCUGAGGUCUCUGUGCGCCACCUCCCCUGUAGCCUUCAAAGUCCAAACCUCUUCACCCCACAAGUUCAUGGUCAACCCUCCCAGCGGACUGAUACCUCCCUUAUCCUACGGCACCUUCCAAAUCAUCCUCAAGCCCCAGGCCCAACUUCCCCAGGCCUACCCACGCUCCCCCUCCGACCGCUUCCUCAUCAAGACGGCCCAAUUCCCCUCCACUCCCGGCCCGGCCCACCACCCCGAGUCCGUCACUGUAACCUCCUGGUUCGCCUCCCGGUCCGCCAAUGCGCCGCCGACCCAAGACCACAAGCUCAAGGUCGCCUUCGUCGGCCCAUUUCUCCUCCGCCACGCCGUCGGCCGCGGCGACUACGACGCCGCCAGGAACAUAAUCAAACGGCAAAAGUCUAUUCUCUCCCAGUUGCCGCCGACGGAAUCGGAGUCGCUCCUCCGAGUCGCCACCGAGUUGGCCGACCCGGAGAGCAUGCUGAACUUGCUUCUGGAAUCCGGGCUGAAGAUUGGGGCGCGCGUCGAGCCAGACGACGCGAGGGCGAGUAGGGGAUGGGACGCGCUACACGCGGCGGCGGCGCUUGAUCGGACGGAUGAGGUUGUGGAGCUCGUGAGGACGAUGAGGGGAUGUGGGUCGUUGGAUCGCGGGGAUAGGGAGGGGAAGACUCCUCUGCAUGUGGCUGCAGAGAAGGGGAAUAUAAGGUGCGCGCGGGUGCUAGUGGAAUCGGGUGCGGACAAGGACGCUAGGAGCCGCGACGGUCGCACGGCUUUGCAUAGAGCGGCGGCGAACGGGGACCGUCCGAUGGUGGAGAUGCUGAUGGAGAUGGGUGCGGACCCCACAAAUCCUAAUGAUCGUGGACGAUUGCCAAUUGAUGUUGCACGUGAUAAAGGGCACAGUAAAGUGGUGGAAAUUCUAGAGAGGGGAGAGGCAGUGCUGAUGGCAGCGAGACGCGGCGACUCAAGGCAUCUUGAAUCACUAUUGAAGACUGGUGCAACCAUAAGCCAUCGUGACCAAUAUGGCCUGACUGCUCUUCACGCAGCUGCCAUGAAAGGCCACAAGGACGUAGUUCUGAUGCUUAUUGAAUUUGGAUUGGACUUGGAAUCCCCGGACAAUGAAGGGCACUCACCACUGCAUUUGGCCGUGGUUGGUGGAAGCUUGGACACCGUAGUUGCCUUGGUCAUUAAAGGAGCUAAUAUAAAUAUAAAGAACAAUAGGAGUGCUACGCCUCUAUACAUGGCCACAGCCAUGGGACACCAUGAUAUUGCAGAGUUCCUCAUUACUAAGGGAGCUUCUUCGUCAUUGUAAUUGAAAUCUACGGUAUGGCUUGUAUAGAAUCUUGACAUAAUUAUUUUGGAAUUUGUUUUUAGCUCGUUAUUGCCAAAUCAUUGCAAAAAGCAAAUA
Messenger RNA from Morus notabilis, 1629 nucleotides. Its product is annotated as ankyrin repeat, PH and SEC7 domain containing protein secG. The transcript is spliced from 4 exons. Gene Ontology annotation, molecular function: protein binding. Lineage: Eukaryota; Viridiplantae; Streptophyta; Magnoliopsida; Rosales; Moraceae. The record is from RefSeq and is a predicted model, not a curated record. The coding region runs from base 1 to 1533 and encodes 510 amino acids.